Molecule: messenger RNA, 465 nt
Organism: Camarhynchus parvulus
Lineage: Eukaryota; Metazoa; Chordata; Aves; Passeriformes; Thraupidae
Product: fructose-bisphosphate aldolase A-like
Exons: 3
Biological process (GO): glycolytic process; fructose 1,6-bisphosphate metabolic process
Cellular component (GO): cytosol
Molecular function (GO): fructose-bisphosphate aldolase activity
Source: RefSeq, a predicted model, not a curated record
AGGCCCUUCCCGGCUGCGGGGCUCGCUCGCUCAUUGCCGGCUCGGCUCCCGCAGCUCCCGGACACCCCGGACACCGCCGGACACUCCCGGACACCGCCGGACACACCGGACACACCGGACACCCGUGCUGCCGCUGCCAGGAUGUCGCCUCCCGUGGCCGCGCUGACCCCCGAGCAGAAGAAGGAGCUGGCGGCCAUCGCCCAGCGCAUCGUGGCCCCCGGCAAGGGCAUCCUGGCUGCCGACGAGUCCACUGGCAGCAUCGCCAAGCGCCUGAGCUCGGUGGGCGCCGAGAACACGGAGGAGAACCGGCGCUGGUACCGGCAGCUGCUCUUCACGGCCGACAAGCGCGUGGAGCCGUGCAUCGGCGGCGUCAUCCUCUUCCACGAGACCAUGUACCAGAAGGCCGACGACGGGCGCCCCUUCCCGCAGGUCAUCCGCGACAAGGGCGCCCUGGUGGGCAUCAAG